AGCAGCAGCAGCAUCAACAACAGUCUUUGUGUGAUCAUCAGCAGUGUGCGAUCGGAACAGUGAAACACGGAUUGUGAAUCCACGGACCUGUCAAGUGGUGAAGAAGACACACACACACACACACACACAACCUGUCCAACCUUGCCAGCCAGUGUUCGUCGUCGUCAUCGACAGCAUCGGCGGCGCCGAGAACGGAGGUGCUCCGUCGCCGGAUGAUUAGCAUGUGAGAUGUGCGACAAUUUGGAAGGAUUAAGAUCUUCUUAUACCUUCUGGAUGGACAAAGAGGGCGUGUUUGGCCUAAAUCGAGAUGGAGCGAUGGUAUUGACAUUGAUGCCAGAGUAGCAGGAGUAUCGACUUGAAGGACGAACGUACUCGAUCGCGAGCAGUGGCAGGCCAAGACCGCUCGUAGGCUGUAACGCCAAAUAAGAAGAAGAAGAGAUAAGGUGCUUCUAGUGGAUACUGCCACUGGCGCACCUUUUAACUACAUUGACGACUGCUCCCUAGUACGGUCUAGCCCUCGACGGCAACCCACGGACAACGAAUGCAUCGACGGGAUCGACCGAUGCGAGUCUGCACGGUUUGAGGAAGAGGUCAACUGACGCUGUCGCCGCUGCCACCGUCACCAAAUGGAAUCAACGGAAACCGAGGAAGGGCCACCACCAUCGACCACCGUGGUCCUGCCGAGCGCAUCACCACCAUCAUCAUCAUCAUCAUCUUCACUGCUGGCGACGAUGAUGACAACUGGUCACCAUGGGAGUAGUAGUGGUGGAUCAGGUGGUUCAGUGUCCACGGGCAGCAAAAAGGCGGUGCCCCAAUCGCACAGCUCGCUCACCGGUACGCCGGUAUCGCUCCGUCCCCGGGGCCACUACCGUUCGUCCUCGCUCGAGAACAACCCGUUCCAUCCGGUCGGCGGUAAGCCAAUGAUCGGGCUCAGUAUCGCUCAGGCAAGCUUCACUGGGACACUGAAAUCGCGCCGCGAACAGAAGCGCAUCUCGGACUUUCUCAGCAAGUCGCAGAUCUCGACAUCGACGACGACAGCGACGAUGGGCCCAUCGAGCGGGGCCAGCUCCUUAACGCUGGCCAGCACCGGCGGUGUCCCGGGUGCGAGUGCCCAAACCGAGAGCAGCCUACGGAAGGCGCACUUUGAAAACAUUCGCGAGAUCUUCGAGAAGAACAACAGCAAAACGGCCGCCGCUCAACAGCAGACGAGAUCGAAACAUCACGCAUCAGGUACGGGAUCGGUAGCCCUGCUGGCCACACCGAGCAUGUCGAGCGGUGAGUUGGUCAGUAGCAGCAACGUAGGAGGAGGCAGUGCUUUGGGGCUUCCGGUCGAUGAAAAACCACCAAAAAUACAGUCCUGCAGUGGUAUCCUAGGAAAGGGCAAACAAGUGAUCCGUCCGAUUGCCUUCAAACCAGUUCCUUACAAAUGUAACACACCAAAUUACGGCACCAGCGCCGGUAGCAUGGGUGGCCGGCUGACCGAGCUGAGCGAUCGAUACGGUUCGACACCAUCACUCGGACCGACCAUGAGCAUGCAGUACAAAUUCGGCAGCACGACCGAUUUGCCGCAUCUGCAUCAGCAGCAGCAGCAGCACCACCACCACCACCAUUCCCUUCAGCAUCAUCAGCAGCAGCAGCAACAGGCGCAGCAGCAAUACCCCAACCACCAUCAGCAAGGUGGUAUGAUGAUUGGCAAUGGCGGUAGCAACGGUUCUACACCGAUCGUAUCGGUUGGUCCAGCAUCAUUGACGAGCGGUAGUGGCGGAUCGAUGAUGAGCAACAGCUACCAUCCCCAUUAUCAUCAUCAUCAUCACCAGUAUGGUACGCUCACACGGAAGGGCUCCUCGAUACCGUUCAAAACGUACGACAGUCUGGAGUCGAUCCUGAAGCUACCGGACAGCAUGGUUGCCUCCUAUCCAAAUCCCAGCCAUGGGCUGUUCCAUCAGCAGGACGUCCUGGAUAUGGCACCGUCACCGUCGGACUCGGGCAUCUCGGAGCUGGAGGCCGCCCUACGCGAUCGUGACUCCGAGCUGGCCUACCUUCGCCAAACGAUGGAGCACAAUGAACAAGUAAUAUUCAAAGUUCAUCAGGAUAAGGAGAAACACUGGGAACAGGAGCUGAACCGGUUGAAAGCGAUUCACGAGAGUCGGCUGCGUGCCGGUGCGCAGAAGGUCCACAAGCUCGAGCAGCUGCUGAUGAUGCAAACGUUCCAGCUGCGGCAGGACAAGAAGCGGCUGCAGGAGGAUAACGCACGACUGCAGACGGAUAGCGCGAUGGUGAAGGAUCAGUGCGAGCACGCCCGGAGCGAACUGACCCAGACGAAGGCAAGCGCGAAUGAGCUAAAGGAGCAGAAUGGUGAUCUGCUGGACGAGAUUCAGAUGUUACGGCGGGUGAUUAGCGAUCUGAAGGAGCGGCUUGAGGAGAGCGAGUGGAACCUGUGCCAGAAGAACGGCGAAAUAGCGCUCAUGAAGACGCAGCUCAAGGAGGCACAGGCCGAAAUGGCAGCCAAGGAUCAGGAUAUUGUGCAGCUAAAGGCGGACUUGAAGCUGCAAAACUAUGACGACAUUAGUCUGAAGAAGUGUGAGAUCAAACAGGAGCUCGAUAUCGAUCUGGAGAUUUCGCAGCUCAAUCGCAUCAUCAUCUUCAAGGAUCAGAUUAUCGUGUUGAUGAACAACGAAAUCCAGAAGUUACGCAAGGAACUGUCUGAUAUUUCGAUCCUGCGAGGCUACGAGGGUGCCCCGACCGGUCGGUACGCUCGGUACAAGAAGAAGCUUGAGCUUGUGGCACAAAAGUUCGAAGAAGCGUCCGCCGGCAAUGGUGCUAGCAACGAUAGUAACAACAACAACAGUACCAGUACGAACAGCAAUAAUCCCAAACCAACGGAACCGAACGCAACCGGCGAGCCGGUCACCAACGAAGAUGAUGAGCGGCUGAUCCGUCAUUACUUCAACAGCAACCUCGAGAUGAACAAGCAGCUCUUCCUCAGCUCACCGAUCUGCAACUACUCGGACGAGGACAAAUCGCACAUUAUCGAUGCGUACGGUGUUGGUAAGCAGGUUGAGAUGAGCGACAUAACGCUCAAUCUCAGUAGCCUGCUACCAUCACCCGGUAACGGUGAAGUGACGGUGGCAACAGUGCCACCCGCGGGAAUCGGACAGACGAAAAAUACAACCGUGGCGUCCGUGACGGCCACAACGGUUCCCCAAGACACGUAUCACCAUCAGAGUUCCUCGUCGGAUGAUGAUUACAAAUCCAUGACACCAACGCAGGAUGAGGAGGACCCGUUGAGUGAGUCACGCACCGAGCCUACUACGAACGGGAAGAUGAUUGGAGUUGUUACCGGCUCAGCGGCGGACCUACUGCCGAAGGAGAAGGCUGUUCGAUCGAUUCCGGAGACGAUCGAGGCAGUGGAGCGGCUGAACCGAGAGCUCCAGUCCUGCCGGGCAAGCUUCGAACAGGAGCGAAUGAAGUGGGCCGAUGAGAAGGAGAAGGUGCUGGUCUAUCAGCGCCAGCUGCAGAAAAACUACGUUGAAAUGUGCAAACGGACGCAGCAGUUGGAACAGAAGCUGAAGAAUCUGCAGACCGGAGAGGAGCUGCCGAGCAGUGAAGCUCGUAGAUAAGGACGCCACCUCCGCUUCCUGCAUGUUGAGUAGUUGAAUUUACUUAGUAAUAGUGAUCGUGUGUUGUGUGUUCUCUAUUUACUCCGUGCGUACAUUCACCGGUACGACCCCACCCCAUUCUUGCCACCAUGGGC
Messenger RNA from Anopheles darlingi, 3754 nucleotides. RefSeq lists its product as uncharacterized. The record is from RefSeq and is a predicted model, not a curated record. The transcript has 9 exons. The coding region runs from base 627 to 3620 and encodes 997 amino acids. Lineage: Eukaryota; Metazoa; Arthropoda; Insecta; Diptera; Culicidae.